CUCCCCCCGGUUUCUCAUUCCUGCCACUAGCGCGCUCGGCGGCUCAUUCCGCGGCCGCCGCCAGCCGAGGGGAGCGUCGCGAGCAGAUGCCGCGGGGGCCGCUCGCAGCCGCCGCCGACUUGUGAAUGGGACCCGGACUGGGGCCGGGGCUGAUACCGCUGCGCUCGUUUUGUGCCAGGGACCGACGGCCCGGAGCUGGCGCCCACCCUCCAGGGCCCCAGAAAUCCCUGUAUUUUCGGCUCAGCGACCCCGGGGUGCUUGUUCCAGUUGUCCUUUGUUGAGUGACCAAUCAGAUGGGUGGAGUGUGUUAUAGAAAUUGGCAGCAGGUAUCCAAUGGGUGAAGAAGAAGCCUACUGGGGAAGUGGGCAGCCCUGACGUGAUGUACUCAGUGAGCAGAGACAUUCCAUUCCAAGAGAGGUCUGCGUGACGCGUCCGGGAGGCCGCCAUCGGCCAGGCCCGCCACGGGGUUGCUGAGAGGGGCGACAGCCGCAUUCUCCUGUGCCUACCACGUAACCAAAAAUGAAGGAGCACUACUGUUUACAAGCCGCCCUAGUGUGCCUGGGCGUGCUGUGCCACAGCCAGGCCCUCACCACCGAACGGCGGGGCCACCUGCGACCCUCGUUCCACGGGCACCAUGAGAAGGGCAAGGAGGGGCAGGUGCUGCAGCGUUCCAAGCGAGGCUGGGUCUGGAACCAGUUCUUCGUGAUCGAGGAGUACACCGGGCCUGACCCCGUGCUCGUGGGCAGGCUUCAUUCCGAUAUUGACUCUGGUGAUGGGAACAUUAAAUACAUUCUCUCAGGUGAAGGAGCCGGAACCAUUUUUGUGAUUGAUGACAAAUCAGGGAACAUUCAUGCCACCAAGACAUUGGACCGAGAGGAGAGAGCCCAGUACACGCUCAUGGCACAGGCAGUGGACAGGGACACCAACCGGCCGCUGGAGCCACCAUCGGAGUUCAUUGUCAAGGUCCAAGACAUCAAUGACAACCCUCCUGAGUUCCUGCAUGAGACCUACCAUGCGAAUGUGCCUGAGAGGUCCAACGUGGGGACAUCGGUCAUCCAGGUGACCGCUUCAGAUGCUGAUGAUCCUACCUAUGGAAACAGCGCCAAGUUAGUAUACAGCAUCCUGGAAGGACAACCCUACUUUUCAGUAGAAGCACAGACAGGUAUCAUCAGAACGGCCCUUCCCAACAUGGACAGGGAAGCCAAGGAGGAGUACCACGUGGUGAUCCAGGCCAAGGACAUGGGUGGACACAUGGGUGGACUCUCAGGGACAACCAAAGUGACGAUCACACUGACUGAUGUCAAUGACAACCCACCAAAGUUUCCACAGAGCGUAUACCAGAUGUCUGUGUCAGAAGCGGCUGUCCCCGGGGAGGAAGUAGGAAGAGUAAAGGCAAAAGACCCAGACAUUGGAGAAAAUGGCUUAGUCACAUACAAUAUUGUUGAUGGAGACGGUAUGGACUUGUUUGAGAUCACGACGGACUAUGAGACACAGGAGGGUGUGGUCAAACUGAAAAAGCCUGUAGAUUUUGAAACCAAAAGAGCGUACAGCUUGAAGGUAGAGGCAGCCAAUGUGCACAUCGACCCAAAGUUCAUCAGCAACGGGCCUUUCAAGGACACGGUGACGGUGAAGAUUGCAGUGGAAGAUGCUGACGAGCCCCCCAUGUUCUUGGCCCCAAGUUACAUCCAUGAAGUCCAAGAAAAUGCAGCCGCUGGCACGGUGGUUGGGAGAGUGCAUGCCAAAGACCCCGAUGCUGCCAACAGCCCGAUAAGGUAUUCCAUCGAUCGUCAUACUGACCUCGACAGGUUUUUCACUAUCAAUCCAGAGGACGGUUUUAUUAAAACCACAAAACCUUUGGACAGAGAGGAAACCGCCUGGCUCAACAUAUCCGUUUUUGCAGCAGAAAUCCACAACAGGCAUCAGGAAGCCAAAGUCCCCGUGGCCAUUAGGGUCCUUGACGUAAAUGAUAAUGCUCCCAAGUUUGCCGCCCCUUAUGAAGGCUUCAUCUGUGAGAGCGAUCAGACCAAGCCACUUUCUAAUCAGCCAAUUGUUACAAUUAGUGCAGAUGACAAGGAUGACACAGCCAACGGACCAAGAUUUAUCUUCAGUCUACCCCCUGAAAUCAUUCACAAUCCAAAUUUCACUGUCAGAGACAACAGAGACAACACCGCAGGGGUGUACGCCCGGCGCGGAGGCUUCAGUCGACAGAAGCAGGAUCUGUACCUCCUGCCCAUCGUGAUCAGCGACGGUGGAAUCCCGCCCAUGAGUAGCACCAACACCCUCACCAUCAAGGUGUGCGGCUGUGACGUGCACGGCGCGCUGCUCUCCUGCAAUGCCGAGGCCUACAUCCUGAACGCCGGCCUGAGCACGGGGGCGCUGAUCGCCAUCCUUGCCUGCAUCGUCAUUCUCCUGGUCAUCGUAGUGUUGUUUGUGACCCUGAGAAGGCAAAAGAAAGAGCCACUCAUUGUCUUUGAGGAAGAAGAUGUCCGUGAGAACAUCAUUACCUACGAUGACGAAGGAGGUGGGGAAGAAGACACGGAAGCCUUUGACAUCGCCACCCUCCAGAAUCCAGACGGGAUCAAUGGAUUUAUCCCUCGCAAAGACAUAAAACCCGAGUAUCAGUACAUGCCUAGACCUGGGCUCCGGCCAGCACCCAACAGUGUGGACGUCGAUGACUUCAUCAACACAAGAAUCCAGGAGGCAGAUAACGACCCAACUGCCCCGCCUUACGAUUCCAUCCAAAUCUAUGGUUACGAAGGCAGGGGCUCGGUGGCUGGGUCCCUGAGCUCCUUAGAAUCUGCCACCACAGAUUCAGACUUGGACUAUGACUACCUACAGAACUGGGGACCUCGUUUUAAGAAACUAGCAGACUUGUACGGUUCCAAAGACACUUUUGAUGACGACUCUUAACAAUAACGAUACAAAUUUGGCCUUAAGAACUGUGUCUGGCGUUCUGAAGAAUCUAGAAGAUAUGUAAACAGGUAUUUUUUUAAAUCAAGGAAAGGCUCAUUUAAAACAAGCAAAGUUUUACAGAGAGGAUACGUUUAAUAAAACUGCAAGGACAUCAAAGUGGUAAAUACUGUGAAGUACCUUUUCUCACAAAAAGGCAAAUAUUGAAGUUGUUUAUCAACUUCUCUAAAGAAAACCACUUGGCAUACAAAAUAUUUAAGUGAAGGAGAAGUUUAACGUGAACUUACAAUGAAGGGAAAUUGUUUAUGUGUUAUGAACAUCUAAGUCUUUCUUUCUUCUUCUUUUUUUUUUUUUUUUUUACUUGUCAAAGAAGCUUCCACAAAAUUAGAAAGGACAACAGUUCUGAGCUGUAAUUUCGCCUUAAACUAUGGACACUCUAUAUGUAGUGCAUUUUUAAACUUGAAAUAUAUAAUAUUCAGCCAGCUUAAACCCAUAAAAUGUAUGUACAAUACAAUGUACAAUUAUGUCUCUUGAGCAUCAAUCUUGUUACUGCUGAUUCUUGUAAAUCUUUUUGCUUCUACUUUCAUCUUAAACUAAUACGUGCCAGAUAUAACUGUCUUGUUUCAGUGAGAGGCUCCCUAUUUCUAUGCCAUUUUUAAUGUAUCUAUUUGUACAAUUUUAAAGUUCUUAUUUUAGUAUACAUACAAAUAUCAGUAUUCUGACAUGUAAGAAAUGUUACGGCAUCACACUUAUAUUUUAUGAACAUUGUACUGUUGCUUUAAUAUGAGCUUCAAUAUAAGAAGCAACCUUUGAAAUAAAAACAGAUUCUUUUUUAA
This is a messenger RNA of Mustela erminea (ermine), 3746 nucleotides long. It is a transcript of the gene CDH11, whose product is annotated as cadherin 11. Gene Ontology annotation, biological process: multicellular organism development; cell morphogenesis; cell-cell junction assembly. Gene Ontology annotation, cellular component: catenin complex; plasma membrane; adherens junction. Bases 520 to 2910 code for a protein of 796 amino acids. The record is from RefSeq and is a predicted model, not a curated record. The transcript has 13 exons. Gene Ontology annotation, molecular function: calcium ion binding; cadherin binding. Lineage: Eukaryota; Metazoa; Chordata; Mammalia; Carnivora; Mustelidae.